AAGAUCGUGUGCUACUAUGGCGCGUGGGCCAUCUACCGGGCGGAGCCGAUGAGCUUCCGCCCGUCCGACGUGCAGGAGCAGGGCUGCACGCACCUCAUCUACUCGUUCGCCGGCCUGCACAACAAGACGCUGGAGAUUGUCAGCCUGGACCCCAAGCUCGACAUUGAGAAGGGUGGUUAUGCCGAGGCGAUCGCUCUGAAGCAGAAGAACCCCCAGCUGAAGGUGAUGAUCGCAAUCGGGGGAUGGAACGAGGGCGGCAAGAAGUACUCUGACAUGGCCAGCACAGCCGCCAGCCGCACGCGCUUCGUCCGGUCGGCCACCGCCUUCCUCAUGGAGCACAAGUUCGAUGGACUGGACCUGGACUGGGAGUACCCUGGCGCCUCGGACCGCAACGGCACGUGGAGUGACAAGGAGAACUUCGCGCUGCUAGUGGAGGAGCUAUACGCGGCGUUCCAGCCGCACGGCCUGCUCCUCUCGGCGGCCGUCUCGCCGGCCGGCUUCCGCGUCAACGAGGGCUAUCACGUGCCGCGCCUCUCCGCCAAGCUGGACUUCAUCAACGUGAUGACGUACGACCUGCGUGGCCCCUGGGAGAACUUCGCCGACCAUCACUCGCCACUGCACCGCCGCGAGAGCGACAAGUGGAGCUUUGCCAAGCUGAACACGCGCGACGGGCUGAAGCUGUGGAUCGAGAAGGGGGCCGACCCCAAGAAGGUGCUGCUCGGUGUGCCGUUCUACGGCCGCUCGUUCAUGCUGCGAGGCGCCGACACGACGCCUGGAGCCGCCUCGACCGGCGCCGGCCCGCCGGCCAUGUACACCAAGGAGAAAGGCUACUGGGCUUACUUCGAGGUGUGCAAGACGCUGGCGCAGGAGCCGGGCUGGACGAUCAAGAAGGACGGCGCCGGCGGACCUUAUGCCUACAAGGACAAAGCCUGGGUCGGCUACGAUGAUUACUCAUACGUCUCCAAAAAGAUGGACCUGGUGAAGGAGCUGGGACUGGGCGGCGCCUUCGUCUGGGCGAUCGACCUGGACGACUUCCAGGGCGUGUGCGGCGGCAAGUGGCCCCUGCUCCGCGCUAUCAAUGAGAAGCUCAGCACCGACGGCAUGAUGACCAUGAAGCCCAUGACGACCAUGAAGCCCAUGACGACCAUGAAGCCCAUGACGACCAUGAAGCCGGACACCAUGAAGCCGGACACCAUGCCUGGGACAAUGACCACGAUGGAGUCCAUGACCACCAUGAAACCUAUGGCGACCGAGAAGCCUUCCACCAUGAUGGAGAAGCCGACCACGACGUCCUCCCCAUCGACCGGCGCGACGUCGCUGCCGUCGAGCCAGGACGAGUUUAGCUGCCCUGCGGACGGCUUCUUCCGCGACCCGCACAACUGCAAGGUCUACUACCACUGCUCCAACGGCAUGGGCCACAAGUCGGUCUGCAACGACGGCCUGGUGUUCGACAGCGAGAAGAACGUCUGCAACUGGGCGGACCAGGUGUCGGAUUGCCCGAGCGGUGCCGGCAUGGUCGAAGAGGAAGGACUCGACGGGCGCGAGCCGCCCACGUUCCAGUGCCCCCGCUCUGGCAGCGGGCUCUUCUCCAGCCCGGACGACUGCAGCAUGUACGUGUGGUGCAACCAAGGCCGCACGCACCAGCUCACCUGCGGGCCGCACAUGCACUUCGACACGCGCUCGGGCACCUGCAACUACCCCAACAGGGUGCAGUGCCAGCGCGGCGUGGCCACGCGCGUGGCCGGCAUUGGUGAUGACCUGGGCCCGGACAUGGUCGCCACUCGAGCCUCGCAAGACAACAAGGUGGUCUGCUACUUCACCAACUGGGCGUGGCGGCGCGAGGGCGGCUCGGCCUUCGCCCCAGAGAACAUCGACCCGACGCUCUGCUCGCACGUCAUCUACGAGUACGCCGUGCUCGACCCGAACGAGCUCACGCUCGUCUCAUUCGACGAGUGGACGGACUUUGACAACAACUUCAUCGCCCGGAUGCGGCAGCGGCUCGGUCCGCGUAAGCUGCUGCUGGCGCUCGGCGGCUGGACCGACUCGGCCGGCGACAAGUACAGCCGCAUGGUGGCCACGCGCGCCAGCCGCGCCAAGUUCAUCAGCUCGGCGCUCAGCUUCGUCACCGACUACGGCUUCGACGGGCUGGACCUGCAGUGGGCGUUCCCUGUGUGCUGGCAGGGCGACUGCACGGCCGGCGCCGCCGCCGACAAGGCGAACUUCGCCAUGCUGCUGAAGGAGCUGCGCGAGGUCUUCGACGCCAAGGACAACGACCUGCUCCUGACGGCCGCGGUGGCCGCCCACGACAACAUCGUCCAGAAGGCUUACGACGUCGGCAGCAUGAACAAGUACCUGGACUUCGUCAAUCUGAUGACGUUCGACUUCCACGGCGGCUGGGAGCCCAUCACUGGCCUGGUGGCGCCGCUCUACGGCUCGGACGCGUCCGACACCAAGAGCGUGGACGCGGCCGUCAAGCUGUACGCCCGCAUGGGCCUGGACAAGGCCAAGAUGGUGGUGGGCAUCCCGUUCUACGGCCAGUCGUACAAGCUGUCCACGGGCGGGCACAGCGUGGCGGCGCCGGCGGCCGGGCCCGGCCUGGCCGGCGAGAAGACGCAGCAGCGGGGUAUGCUCGCUUACCACGAGAUCUGCUUCAGGCUGCGGACUGGCUGGAUGUCGAAGAGGACGGCGAACGGAGAUCCCUACAUGUAUCUCAAGGACCAGUGGGUCAGCUACGAGGACGUCCAGUCCAUCAAGAAGAAGGCUGACUACAUCGCGUCCAAUGGUCUCGGUGGAGCCAUGGUCUGGACCCUGGACUUGGACGACUUCGAGAACAAGUGCUGCAGCGAGCCGCAGCCGCUGCUGCGCGCCGUGUCGCGCGCGCUGCGCGGCGUGCCGUCGGGCCCGGUGCAGGCCAGCUGCCAGCAGCCGCCGCCGGCGGUCACGCCCGCGCCGCCUCCGAUGACGACUACCUAUGACUCCGGCGCUGUUCAGCCCCCGACGACUACGAAACGACCCCGGCCAGCCUUUUCCGAGACCACCACCACCACCACCACCACCACUACCACGACAACUGAGAAGACGACUACCACCGCUCCCACUACCACUACCACCUCCACCACUACCCCAGCAACAACGAGCGCCGCCCCCACCGAAGCUCCGCACAUGACAAGCCCGGCGCCUGGCGGUCUCAAGUUCAACGCUAUCGGAUUCGCGGCCGACCCGGAGAGCUGUUCCUCCUACUAUCGCAAGACACCCGAGGGCCCAAUCAAACUGACCUGCUCAUCGCCACUUCACUUCAACCCGGAGUCGAGCCAGUGCGACUGGCCGGACGCGGUCAAAUGCCAGAUCAAGCAGGGAGUUAAGGGAGAGACGGAAGAGAUGUCACCAGAAAUGGCUGCAAGCAGUUCUACCGAGAAUCCCAGCACUUCCACCGCUCCCUCGACUACCACCACGACUACCACCACGACUACCACUACCAAGCCCACCACAAUGACCACCACUAUGACCACCACAACUAAGAGGCGCACCACGGUCGACGACGUGACGAUGGCUCCCGCUGAGAAGCCCAUGACAACCUCGGAGAACAUCCCGAGGACUGAGAAAUGCGAAGAUGGCACCUUCAGUCCUAUCCCGGGCACCUGCCAAGCGUACAGCUGGUGUCUGGGCGGCGAGAAGCUGACGCAGCAGUGUGCGCCAGGCCUGGUCUGGAAUCAGCAGCGCCAGAUUUGCGACUGGCCGGAGAACACCGAAUGCAGCUCGGGGGGUGGCGCCACCAUGGAGACGCCGUCGGCCAUGACUACGGCUUCGGCCCAAGAUCAGAGCACGACCAGUGCGAUGACAGCCACCGAGAAGCCGGCCAUGCCCGACACAGGAAUGACCACCCGCGACCCGUCCAUGUACAAGGUGGUGUGCUACUUCACGAACUGGGCUAUGUACCGCCCUGGCACCGGCAAGUACACGCCAGAGAACAUCGACCCUAGCCUCUGCACGCACAUCGUGUACGGCUUCGCCACGCUCGACUACUCGACCCACAAGAUCCGCAUCUUCGACCGCUGGGCGGACAUCGACGAGCCGAACAUGAUGUACAAGAAGGUGACCGAUCUGAAGAAGAUGGGCAAGAAGGUAUUGAUCGCGCUCGGCGGCUGGAACGACUCCAUGGGCAACAAGUACAGUCUGCUUGUCAACAACCCUGCGUUCAGGAAGAUUUUCAUCGACGACGUCCUGGAGUUUAUCAAGGAACAUAACUUUGAUGGACUCGACCUGGACUGGGAGUACCCCAAGUGCUGGCAGGUGGACUGCAGCAAGGGCCCCGACAGCGACAAGCCGGCGUUCGCGGCCUGGGUGCGCGAGCUGAAGGAGGCCUUCAAGCCGCAUGGCUACCUGCUGUCGGCCGCCGUCUCGCCCAGCAAGCAGGUUAUCGACAAUGGGUAUGACGUGGCCGAGGUUAACAAGUACUUGGACUGGAUCGCCGUCAUGACGUACGACUUCCACGGCCACUGGGACAAGAAGACCGGACACGUGGCACCUUUCGAGGCCCAUCCUGAGGACGACUACGACUACUUCAACAUGAAAUCAGCCAUCGAGUACUGGAUCGAAAAGGGCGCCGACGCCAGGAACAUCGUGAUGGGCAUGCCGUUGUACGGCCAGUCCUUCACGCUGACGAGCGCCUCCAACAACGGCCUGAACGCGCCCAUCUCGGGUCCGGGCUCGGCCGGCGAGGCCACCCGCGCCCGCGGCUUCCUCUCCUACUACGAGAUCUGCAAGCGCCAGCAGGAAGGCUGGACGACGGUGCAGGAUCCGCUGAAUCGCAUGGGACCGUACGCCUACAAGGGCAACCAGUGGGUCUCCUUCGACGACGAGGCUUCCAUACGGCGCAAGACUCAGUGGAUCAAAACGAUGGGCCUUGGCGGAGGCAUGAUCUGGGCGCUCGACCUGGACGAUUUCAACGGCGUCUGCUCACAGAAGAAGUACCCGCUGCUGACGAUUAUCGCGGACGGCCUGCUGAGGAACACCGCCGGAAUGGGAGGCGAGACCAUGGGUCCUGGAUCCGCAGGAAUGGGCGCUGAGAAACCAGAUAUGGGCGUGGAGAAGCCAGAUAUGGGUGCCGAAAAGCCGGAUAUGGGCAUGGAAAAACCAGAUAUGGGUGCCGAAAAACCGGAUAUGGGUACAGAGAAGCCAGAUAUGGGUGGUGAGAAACCGGACAUGGGUGGUGAAAAACCGGACAUGGGUGCUGAGAAACCGGAUAUGGGUGCUGAGAAACCAGAUAUGGGUAUGGAAAAGCCUGAUAUGGGCACUGGGUCUACGGACAUGGGCUCCGGUACGGACAUGGGCGCUGAAAUGUCCGGGCCGCCUGCACUGGGUCCGUUCGGGCCCGCGGCUGAAGGCGAGUACAAGGUGGUGUGCUACUUCACCAACUGGGCCUGGUACCGGCCCGGCGAGGGCAAGUACAGACCGUCCAACAUCGACCCUGACCUCUGCACACACAUCAUGUACGGCUUUGCCGUGCUCAACGGUGACCAGGGCAUCAUUCGGCCGCACGACAGCUGGGCCGAUCUCGACAACGAGUUCUACGCCAAGGUGACCGAGUUCAAGAAAAAGGGCAUCAAGGUGAUUCUGGCGCUGGGCGGCUGGAACGACUCCCGCGGUGAGAAAUACAGCAAGCUCGUCAACAAUCCGGAUCGCCGCAGGCGCUUCGUGGAGCAGGCGGUGGAGUUUGUGACGAAGUACAACUUCGACGGCCUCGAUCUGGACUGGGAAUAUCCCAAGUGCUGGCAGGUGGACUGCAGCAAGGGCCCCGAGUCGGACAAGACAGCAUUCACGGCCUGGAUUCGUGAGCUGAAGGAGGCGUUCGAACCGAAGGGCCUGCUGCUCACUGCCGCCGUGUCGCCCAACAAGAAGGUCAUCGAUGCUGGAUACGAGGUGCCCAUGCUCUCCAAGUACCUGGACAUCAUCUCGGUGAUGACGUACGACUACCACGGCCACUGGGACAAGAAGACCGGACACGUUGCUCCCAUGUAUGAACACGCCACCGACGAAGUCAAGUAUUUCAACACGGACUUCACCAUCAAGUACUGGAUCGAGCAGGGCGCUGACCCCAAGAAGAUUGUGAUGGGCAUGCCCAUGUACGGCCAGUCGUUCGGCCUCGCAGACACGAGCGUGAACGGACUGAACGCGCGGGCGUACGGCAAGGGUGAGGCCGGCCGCUUCACGCGCGCCGGCGGCUUCCUCGCCUACUACGAGAUCUGCCACAAGAUCAAGACGCAGGACUGGACGGUGGUCAAGGACCCCAAGCUGCGGAUGGGCCCGUACGCCUACCGCGGCAGUCAGUGGGUGUCGUUCGACGACGUGGAGACGAUCCGCUACAAGUCCAACUACGUCCGCCACAUGGGUCUAGGCGGCGGCAUGAUCUGGGCGCUCGACCUGGACGACUUCAGGAACCGGUGCGGCUGCGAGGCGCACCCGCUGCUCAAGACGAUCACAAACCGCGUGCUGCGCAAUAACCCGGAGGGCCAGUCCUACCGGAGCUGCAGUCCUGGCAGCAAGUGCACGCAGGAGGGCGGCAAGUUCCCCAGCGUCGAGUGUGACAAAUACUACACCUGCGUGCACGGCUCCCUGAUGGACAUGUACUGUCCUCCCGGCACUCACUACAACAGGGAGAAGACUCAGUGCGACUGGCCGGCGUCGGCCAAGUGCCCGACGGCUGGCCAGACGGAGAGCUCGAGCUCCGGCUCUGGGGGUCAGACCAUCACCAGCCCGGCCCGGCCUGGUAUCACGGUCACCACCACUCCGGCGGCGCCCACCACCAGCACGGAGCCGGGCAUGACCCAGGACACCGGCUACAAGGUGGUCUGCUACUUCACCAACUGGGCCUGGUACAGGUGA
This is a messenger RNA of Pollicipes pollicipes, 6882 nucleotides long. Its product is annotated as putative chitinase 10. Gene Ontology annotation, molecular function: chitin binding; chitinase activity. Gene Ontology annotation, cellular component: extracellular region. Gene Ontology annotation, biological process: carbohydrate metabolic process; chitin catabolic process. The record is from RefSeq and is a predicted model, not a curated record. NCBI's taxonomy places the organism in Eukaryota, Metazoa, Arthropoda, Thecostraca, Pollicipedomorpha, Pollicipedidae.